Heterotrigona itama is the source of this 717-nucleotide messenger RNA. The record is from the annotation of a GenBank genome assembly. NCBI's taxonomy places the organism in Eukaryota, Metazoa, Arthropoda, Insecta, Hymenoptera, Apidae.
AUGUCCUUAUCACCGUUGCUCAACUUUUAUUUGUCUUCAUAUACGAAAAACUAUUUCGAAAAUAGCGUGACAGUACUUUGGUACAAUCAAGAAUUUUCGCAAAGUCGAUUCCCUCCAGGACAAACGAUUAGCGAAGCAUGUACUCUUAUCUGUCUUCUUGUUGCUCAACGAAUAUCUCAAACGAGAUUAUUAAUAUACGAUAUAGAAAGAUGCCACGAAUUUAUUACUAUCGUAGCUGAAGCUAUGAUAGAGGGUAAUACUAUGCAUGCAUGGAUGAUUAAGAAAGGUUUAGUUUCUCAUCCCUAUCUCAGUACAGAAGAGGCAUUAAAGCUUGGACGCAGAAAUUUAAAUCUACUAAGAGAAUGGACAUUUCGAAUAUUUUAUGAAAGAAUUCAGAACAGUUUAUAUCAACAUAUACAUAAUUUCUUACACAAAUGGUACUUGACGCCAAAGUCUAAGAAUUUAUUUAUGCUUCUCAUUACCUGUGGACAAACAGUAUUGUUUAUAUUUCAAGAAAAGACUAAUAUGACAACUAUAGACAAAUUGGAACAUUUAUGCAAUUGGUACACAAAGGACGUAUUAAAUAAAUGUUACAAUACAAAAGCAAAUCAAUACGAGCUAGCUUUUUUAUAUCCAUCCAAUUCAUCGUGUUGUGGCUGUAAUCCUGUAUGCAACUGUGGCAAUUGUUGCAAAAAACAUAAUAACAAUCAUACAUAA